Molecule: messenger RNA, 5598 nt
Organism: Mus musculus (house mouse)
Lineage: Eukaryota; Metazoa; Chordata; Mammalia; Rodentia; Muridae
Gene: Fbxo40
Product: F-box protein 40
Exons: 3
Coding region: 995-2986 (663 amino acids)
Cellular component (GO): cytoplasm
Molecular function (GO): ubiquitin protein ligase activity; zinc ion binding
Source: RefSeq, a predicted model, not a curated record
UUUUUCAAAGAAGAGGUUGAAAGAACUAUCUUGAAAAGGAUCCGACGAAGAAUCCCAGACUUUGAGAAGUCUUUCUUCUAGCUCUGAGCCUUGUGGUGAUGGAUGUAAUAGUUCACCUUCCCUGAUCCUGUGUCUUUUCACAUGUAAAAAGGAACUUGUACUAAAUGAUAGCCAAGCCUCCUACCACUUCUACUUCUGUUCCUUGGACUUGCUAACUGACUGUUUCUGAAUGACAAACUCUCCCUUUCUCUGCCACCUGGGAAAGGCCAGGGCCAGAGGAAAGCAGAUGCUAACCUGUCCUGAGAAGAAACGGGAGAAGCAGAAGCAUGGAACUGUGUCCCUUGCACAACUUGCUACUUCAGCCAGUGAGGGGCUUGGGUGGAACACAGGGUUAUAAUUAGAGCAAGAGGCCAGCUGCUUCUCCCCCAGCUCCUGGACACAGCUGGACCUGCCCACGGCACACACAGGACUCAGGCUGUGUUGGCCUUGCUCUGACCCUUCUUGCAAAGGCUUUCCUCCCUCCUCUGUGAAACAAAGUCCGGGGUUGCUCUAAGCGCUACUUUCCCAUGGGCUCUCCUCUGCCCCUCCAGCACUUAGACAUUGAGUGUUGAUAACCUACAGAGACGAAAGAGGUCGUAAGCUGAGCCCGGUCACAUUGCCCUGUGAUAUAGUUUUAUUUUUAACUUUGAAACGCUUGAACUAUGUCAGUUGGCGUUUUCUCCCUUUCGCUUGCCUUUCCAACAGAACUUGGGUGCUCUGCUGCAGCGGAAGCACCGGCACCCACCUCCUCCAGACCUGCUUGAUCAACGGCAAAGGGCUGGUAGCUGCGGAUGCUGAGCCAGCUUGUACCGUUUAGGGUCGGGCACGCAAGCCUCCACCUGCGCUGCACAGGCACUGUGAGGGAUGCUUCAACCGCCACUGCCACGUUCCGGUGGAGCCCAGCGUCUCCUGCCUGGUGAUAAGCUGCCACCUGCUCUGUGGCGCCACCUUCCACAUGUGCAAAGAGUCAGAGCAUACACUCCUCUGCCCUCUGGAGCAGGUUCCCUGCCUCAACUCUGAGUAUGGCUGCCCGCUCUCCAUGGCACGCCACAAGCUGGCUAAGCACCUGCAGGUAUGCCCCGCCAGCGUGGUCUGCUGCUCCAUGGAAUGGAUCCGCUGGCCAAACGUGGACUCAGAAACAUUCCUUCACGAGAACAUCAUGAAAGAGACCCCCAGUGAGGAGUGUUUGGACACAGCCCUGGCCCUCCAGGACCAGAAGGUACUCUUCAGAUCCUUGAAAAUGGUAGAGCUUUUCCCAGAAACCAGAGACGCCACGGAGGAGGAACCAGACAUGAAUGGUGACACCAGUUGGGAGGAGACUGGGGGCGCAGUGGGGGGAGUGGAUGCCAGGCUAGCACCAAAUUCUUGUUUGCCGGCAACCAGUAGGCAAAUGAUGGAGCUCAGUCAGGAGGAACGAGAUGCACUGGCAAAAACCAAAGAAGGGAUGGACCUGGACAAGUUUGGCAAGUGGGAAAGUAUGUUCAGCAAGGAGCACGCAGCCUCUGUUUUAACAGGUUCCUUGGGGAAGAGUGAAGACAAGAAUGGGGAUGUGGCUGGGAAAGAGCAGUGCUCCAGUAAUGUUCGCAUAGGGGAUGCAGAGGGUUCUGCCGAAAGGAGAGGACCACAGGAAAGCCAGAAGUCCCAGGAACUUCCCGCUACCAUGGAGAUGACAGGGCUUGCUCCCUGGCAAGAUGGUGUUCUGGAAAGACUAAAAACAGCCGUGGAUGCCAAAGACUAUAACAUGUAUCUGGUGCACAACGGGCGGAUGCUCAUCCACUUUGGGCAGAUGCCUGCUUGUACGCCCAAGGAGAGGGACUUUGUUUAUGGCAACCUAGAGGCUCAAGAAGUGAAAACGGUUUAUACCUUCAAGAUUCCCGUGAGCUACUGCGGGAAGCGAGCUCGCUUGGGAGAUGCCAUGUUGAAAUGCAGACCAAGUGAACACAAGGCUGUGGACACUUCUGAUCUGGGCAUCUCUGUGGAGGACCUGCCCAAAUCUGAUCUCAUCAAGACCACCCUCCAGUGUGCUUUGGAAAGAGAACUCAAAGGCCAUGUCAUCUCUGAAUCCAGGAGCAUCGAUGGACUCUUUAUGGACCUUGCCACCCAAACAUACAACUUUGAGCCAGAACAGUUUUCCUCAGAGACAGUGUUGGCUGAUCUCCUAGGCACUGCCCAACCCGGGGGCCUGCACGUGGAGCUCCACAGCGAGUGUGUGACUAGAAGACACAACAAAAGCAGCUCAGCUUUUACGUUCACCUGCAACAAAUUCUUCCGAAGGGAUGAAUUUCCCCUGCACUUCAAGAAUGUCCACACUGACAUCCAGUCGAGUCUCGAUGGCUGGUUCCAGCAUCGAUGCCCCCUAGCCUACUUGGGAUGUACAUUUGUUCAGAACCACUUCCGCCCCCCUGGACAAAAAGCAAAAGUGAUCUAUAGCCAGGAGCUGAAGACCUUUGCCAUCAAACCAGAGGUUGCUCCGGAGCUGAGUGAGAAAUGGAAGAGCGACCAUCUCUCUGGCCGUGAUGGGAAAAGCCUGAAUUCUCUAACCAGCCUGCCCCUGGAGGUGUUGCAAUACAUUGCUGGGUUUCUGGACAGCAUCAGCCUGUCCCAGCUGUCCCAGGUGUCAGUACUGAUGAGGAACAUCUGUGCCACUUUGUUGCAAGAGAGAGGGAUGGUCCUCUCGCAAUGGAAGAAGAAGAGGUAUUCUCACGGAGGCACCUCCUGGAAAGUCCACAAUCAGAUCUGGCAGUUCAGCAGCCUCUUCUCAAAAAUCAACAGCUGGGAGUUUAAUGACGUCACCUCCAUGUCUGAGCACCUGAAAACCUGUCCUUUCAACAUCGUGGAGCGGAAGACUGACCCGAUUCGUUUGACCAGCAUGUGCCAGCCCCAAGAGAAGGCCCGGGAGAGCUUAGUGUCCACCUUUAGGGCCCGACCACGGGGCAGACACUUUUGAAGAUAUGCACACCACUGCUCCUGGCUUCUCAGAGUACUCAAAGUAGGACAGUGUGCUUUGAGGAACCACUCUGAAACCUGCACAUCUAGAAGACUUGUGGAGUCCUUCAGGCCUUAGCAACUACACUAGAACACUAAGGAUAUUUGUUUGUUUGUUUAUUUGUUUUGUUUGAGCUAUGGCUUAUAUGAAAGCGCCACCUUUUUUUGCCUUUAUCUUACUUCUUUCCUCUCCUAAAAUAGAUAAGUCUAGGAGAAAAUUAAUAGCUUAAGGCCGUUUGAUAAACGCACCCAAGUUCUUGGUUGACUGGAGAGCAAGAAAAGUCUGUAACCAGCAUAGACUGGUGCUUCUACAUUGAGCUGUCCAGUUUACAAACCACCUUCAAGUUCUUGAGGCAGGUGACCCAGGGACAGGGUCUGGGGUUUAGUGACUACCCAGGGUAUCCAGGUGAAGGGAGUUCAACUGGAAGGUUCUGAAGCUUGCUUGGUCUCGACAACUCAGGGCUUUUUAGUCACCCUACUGCAUCAAAGCCCAGAUGGUUUCAAGGUGACCCAAGAGAAUGGACCACACAGCGUAAGCACAGCAGUUUCACAGACACAAGCCAAAGCAAAACAGUGUGUUGCAUAUAGUCUUGGCAACACCAAGAGAAAAACAACAACUCUUUACAAUGAGGGAAAGACCAAAAAUCUCUGGAAGCAAAGUAGCAGCUCCUGGUUGAGAGCCACUGUCCUAAAGGAUGCUACCCCAGCCAUGGUAAGUUAGGAGGUGCUCACUGUUUACUGUGACAAAUCUGACCUUACAUGGCCAGCAUAAUUCAACGCAACUCUUACUCGUUUACUAAAUAAGUUUUAAACAUGGGACGAUGCUAAAUUGAGAACCAGAUGGGGCUGAUCUACCCAAUAUGGCUUUGGGUCCUUGGGCCACAUGAAGUAAUACAUCUUCCCUGCCCUUUUUAGGGAAACUGGAAACCAGGAAAGUCAUUCAUCUCAGGUUAAGUUCCUCCUCCCUUAAUUGGUGCCAUUUUCCAGCAACCCUAGAUGUUCUCAAGCUAAUAAUAAUCAUAAUCAUAAAGAAAAAGGGAAGGCAGGCAUCACAGGGAAACAGCCAAGAAUCCAAAUAAUGAAGGACUCUUGCCAAUCUGUGAGCUCGUUGUCUGGGCAUCUGUCUGUCUGACCAUAGUUCAGAGCUGGUGCAGAUGAAGAGGCUGGUGCAGAUGAAGAGGCUUGUGCAGAUGAAGCUGCUGCCUUUGCAAAGGCAGCAGAGCAAGCCCAUUCUGAGAGCGUAUUCACUCUCUGCUGCAUUCCUCACGUUUGUUAACACAAUGCUAUUAUUUAUUCCUAAUCUUUACAGUUUGGUUUGGAUUUCACAACCACUUUUUUGGUGCAAGUCAUGGGUUUUUUUAGAAGUGUAUCUAGAGUGUUCUCUAAAACUUUGCUCCGUGAGGUUGAGUAACUGAAAGCAGCUAAACAAUGAGGUUGGCGAGAGGAAAGCGAGCUCUUUGGGUCUCGACUCUGUGCGUUGGGAAUCUGGUUCUUCCCACACAGUGGAAUGUGGUUCUCCCAGCCUCUCGGGGUCUAUUAGAGAGAGAGAGAGAGAACUAUAGACCAUGGAAACGAACCCUGGACUCAAUUACAUGAGCCAGGCGCAGCAGAGAGGCAGGGAGGCCACAGGGCUCUGCCACCUUAAGCUGUACUACCCUUUUCUAGACAUGGGAUCCAGGUGUCCUGGUAUCAGAGAUCCUUGCCCUCCUAAAGCCACUAGACACUCUUAGCCCACUUGGAUCUGUUCUUUGGUGUUAGUCUUUUGCAGAGAGGGGCAGGGAACCUUCCCUUCCUACUUCCAAUCCUCUAAUCUGUGGUUCUUCCUAGAGAAUCACCACCUGCCAGGGAGUCAGAGAGGUGGCUCAGUUAGCCAACUACUUGCCUAGCAAGCAGGUGGGCCUAAUUUGGAUCUCCUGAACCCAUGUAAAAUGGCAGAUGUGGCAGCUUUUGCUGAUAAUCUCAGUGCUGUGGAGGCAGAGACAGGAGGAUCCCUGAGCAGAAAAGCCCUACUGAUGAGCUCCAGGUCAAACACAAAUCCUGUUUAACAAGAGGCAGAUUAUAUUCCUAAGGACUGACAGCUAACAUUGCUCUCUAGCCAACACACACACACAUCAAGUAUAUAAAAAGUCUGGUUUUCCCAGGCAGGAAGCUAACCUCAUACAACUACUAAAGCCAGCAGAGGCUGAACUGCCUUAAUCUGGAUGUCACCCAACCCUGCUAUUCCACAUUUCUGCCAUUCCCAGGUACGCUGCUUGGUUUUAUCAACUUGACACAAACCUAGACCUAUCUGGGAAGAAGGAAUCUUAGUUGAGAAAAUGCGUCCUAAAAUGCCCCGUAGGCAAUUCUGUAAGGCAUUUUUAAAAUUAGUGGUUGAUGUGGAGAAGCUGGCCUGCUGUGGGUGGUAACCAUCCCUGGGUGAGUGGUUCUGGAUAUAAGAAAGAAGGCUGAGCAAGCCAGUAACCAACACUCUUCCCUGGCUCCUGCUUCAGUUUCUGCCUCUAGGUUCUUGCUCUGAAUCCCUGCCCUGGCUUCCCUUGGUGAUGGAGUGUGAAAUAAACCCUUUCCUCUCCGAGC